Molecule: messenger RNA, 1374 nt
Organism: Asparagus officinalis (garden asparagus)
Lineage: Eukaryota; Viridiplantae; Streptophyta; Magnoliopsida; Asparagales; Asparagaceae
Product: probable polygalacturonase At1g80170
Exons: 9
Coding region: 1-1374 (457 amino acids)
Biological process (GO): carbohydrate metabolic process
Molecular function (GO): polygalacturonase activity
Source: RefSeq, a predicted model, not a curated record
AUGCUUGAUGCCAAGCCUGUGAAAACUCCGCUUGCUACUCAUUUUCGUCUUUCAGUAGAUUUGUCACCUCAGGCUGAGAAGGGGGAUCAGUACAUGUCUUGUGUUCCUUAUGCUAAUGCAGUUGGAAAUAUUAUGUAUGAUAUAGUCUGCACCCGCCUAAAUAUUUCACAUGCAGAUCUUUUCUGUUUCACCGCGGUCAUUCUAAGUCUCAGUCAUUUAUUUUUGGGGGUUGGGUCUGAUGAAAGUACUGCACGGACUGAGUUUAAUGUUUUAGAUUUUGGAGCCAUUGGCGAUGGCACUACCGAUGACACUGAGGCAUUUCGAAAAGCAUGGGCCUCAAUUUGUGGAGCAGGUUCAGAUACUUCUACAAUGAUUAUACCAGAGCAUAAGACUUUCUUUGUGAAACCCAUAACUUUCAACGGUCCAUGUAAUUGUGGCCAUGUCAAUUUUCAGAUUGAGGGCACAAUAGUAGCACCUGAUGCUCCGAGCACUUGGGAUGGACUUGACCCAGGCCAAUGGCUACAAUUUAAAUACAUUAAUGGGCUUACUGUUGAAGGCCCAGGUGUAAUCGAUGGCCGGGGAUAUAAUUGGUGGAAGAAAUCAUGCAGAGAAAAUCCCGUGCAGGCCCUAAAAUUCUUCGCAUGCAACAACCUCCAAGUGAGCAACCUAACCUCAGUCGACAGUGCCCAAACGCACCUAGUGUUCCUAGGCUGCCAAUGGGUCGGUGCCAACAACUUGACCAUCAUGGCCCCCGGUGACAGCCCCAAUACCGACGGUAUCCACAUCCACGCUUCCCAACACGUCAAGGUUCAGAACUCGAACAUAGGCACAGGUGAUGAUUGCAUCUCUGUUGGAGACCACGUGUAUGAUAUUGGCAUCGAGAACAUAAAUUGUGGUCCGGGUCAUGGCAUAAGUGUUGGAAGUUUGGGGAGAGGAGGGACUGAGGCAUCGGUUGAAGAAGUUCACGUGCGAUACGUAUAUUUUCAGAACACAACCAACGGAGCAAGAAUCAAGACAUGGCAGGGAGCAAAAGGAUAUGCAAAAGGGAUUAAAUUCGAGUACUGUAUUUUCAACAACGUACAAAACCCUAUCGUCAUUGAUCAAUAUUAUUGUGAUGUUCGGGGCAAAUGCAAGGAUGAGCCAGCAGCAGUGCAAGUGAGCAAUGUGAGUUACGCAAACUUCCAAGGAACUUCACAAACCCCAUUUGCAGUAAGCAUGAACUGCAGCCAAGCCAUCCCUUGCACUUCCAUACAAUUCGAUACCGUGAACCUCACAAUGGCAACUAAGGAGGCAGACACCAAAGCAUACUGUAUCAAUGCUUACGGAAACACCAUGGGAUUUAUCCAUCCAACUCUUGACUGCCUCCGCCGUUGA